Messenger RNA from Lycium ferocissimum, 1305 nucleotides. RefSeq names its product transcription factor bHLH84-like. Gene Ontology annotation, cellular component: nucleus. Gene Ontology annotation, molecular function: DNA-binding transcription factor activity, RNA polymerase II-specific; protein dimerization activity; RNA polymerase II cis-regulatory region sequence-specific DNA binding. The transcript has 4 exons. The coding region runs from base 7 to 1068 and encodes 353 amino acids. NCBI's taxonomy places the organism in Eukaryota, Viridiplantae, Streptophyta, Magnoliopsida, Solanales, Solanaceae. The record is from RefSeq and is a predicted model, not a curated record. Gene Ontology annotation, biological process: regulation of transcription by RNA polymerase II.
AAAGAAAUGGAGCAUGUGGGAGCUUUUUUUGAUGAAGAAUGGGAGUCAUUGAGCAAAUUAUUCUCAAGUACUGAAACUGCAGAUUUCAUGCUUCAAUUGCAUGGUGAUCAUGGCAUGUUCUCGAUGAAUGCUAGCGAUAAUGCUGGCUCAAGCUAUGGGACUGAUCAUCCACAAUUAGCUGAUGAUCAUCAAGAAGCUAACAAUAACUUUCACUAUUUCUCUCAAGAAAGUAGCAUUACUAGCUGUGUAAGUGAUGGCGUGUUCUUUACUAACCACCCGAGCCACGAGCAUCUGCAGCAUUCUAACAACAUUGAUGAUGUCAAUAACCAGCUCCUUCAAGUAGCAAUUAACAACCACCAUGAUGACCAGUUCACUGAUUUCUUUGUUGACAAUAAAAAUCUUGAAAAUAUGUCUAUUAAUCCAGCUUUUCCAAAUGACAUGGCCUACAAAGAAGAGAUGAUAUGUGAUCAAUUGGACAAUGCUGAAAUUUCCCCUGUUUCAGACAAUGAAAUGCAGCUGAAGAGGAAAUUUGAGAAAAUAGCACCUGAAAACCCCAAGAAGAAAUCGCGAGGCUCACAAGAGGCACGGAAAAGUACUAAGAAAAAGGCACAGCCGAAAAAAGGGAAAAAGAAUCAGAAGAUAACUGAAAUUAACAAUGAAGAAGGAGAAGAAGAGACUAAUGCAGAUACCCAAAUUGCACAGAGCACAAGUUGCUGUAGCUCUGAGAAUGAUUCAAAUGCUUCUCAAGAACUAAAUGGAGAUACAAUAUCUUCAAACCCCAAAGGGAAAUCAAGAGCCAGCAGAGGGGCUGCAACAGAUCCACAAAGCCUUUAUGCAAGGAAGAGAAGAGAAAGAAUCAACGAAAGAUUGAGAAUCUUGCAGAACCUUGUUCCUAAUGGCACAAAGGUUGACAUUAGCACAAUGCUUGAAGAAGCAGUUACUUAUGUGAAGUUUUUGCAGCUUCAAAUUAAGUUACUGAGCUCAGAUGAACUCUGGAUGUAUGCACCACUUGCUUACCAUGGAAUGGACAUUGGCAUCUAUCAAAAGAUGCUGCCAAGUUUGCAAUGACUUUAGAAGUAGCAUGAGUUGUUGCAAUUUUUUAUUAAGUGUUUACCUAUAAAUAACAGAUCCCAACAGAAACCCCCCUCCCCCUCCCCCUCCCCCAAAUAUGCUGACUAUGUACAAAAAGCAUCUAUCAUUUCUUCUUGAUCAUGAGAAGUAAUUCUCAUGUUUUAUAAAGUAACAUUUUAAAGUUCUUUGCUCACAUUGUCCAAGGAGGAAUUUCGCCGUAUUGGUUAACACGCU